AUGAAUGAAGAAUGUUCAGAUAUCCUGAACGGAUGCAACAAAGUUAAACUUGCAGCACAGAAUGAAGCAGCAUUAUUAGCAUUAAUGGAAAGGACUGGAUACAAUAUGGUACAAGAAAAUGGACAGCGUAAAUUUGGGGGCCCUCCUCCAGGGUGGGAAGGUCCAGCUCCUCCACGUGGCUGUGAAGUGUUUGUCGGAAAAAUUCCUCGUGAUAUGUAUGAAGAUGAAUUGGUCCCUGUUUUUGAAAGGGCUGGAAAAAUCUAUGAAUUUCGGUUAAUGAUGGAAUUUAGUGGGGAGAACAGAGGUUAUGCUUUUGUCAUGUUCACAAACAAAGAAGAUGCCUUGCAAUCUAUUCGAAUGCUAAACAAUUUUGAGAUUCGCCCUGGUAAAUUUAUUGGAGUUUGUGUUAGCUUAGACAACUGCAGACUUUUUAUUGGAGCCAUCCCAAAAGAGAAGAAAAAAGAAGAAAUACUGGAAGAAAUGAGAAAAGUUACAGAUGGAGUAGUAGAUGUUAUUGUGUACCCAAGUGCAAGUGACAAAACCAAAAACCGUGGGUUUGCCUUUGUGGAAUUUGAAUCUCAUAGAGCAGCAGCAAUGGCGAGACGCAAAUUAAUUCCAGGAACUUUUCAAUUAUGGGGUCACACUAUUCAAGUAGACUGGGCGGACCCAGAGAAAGAGAUUGAUGAAGAAACAAUGCAGAGAGUUAAAGUCCUAUAUAUAAGGAAUUUGAUGAUAUCGACUUCAGAAGAGACAAUCAAAGCAGAGUUCAAUAAAUUUAAGCCUGGAUCUGUUGAACGUGUGAAAAAGUUGAGAGACUACGCAUUUGUACAUUUUUUUAAUCGCGAUGAUGCCAUUACAGCAAUGUCAGUAAUGAAUGGGAAAUAUAUUGAUGGAGCAAGCAUUGAGAUUACUUUGGCUAAACCUGCGAUGAAGGAUUCUAAUUGGAAACAGGGAAAUGGCCAUUUGAGUCCGAAUUCAGAAAGUUUGCUUUUGUUUGCAAAUCAGGAAGAAGUAUCACAGAAAGCUAUUGGAAGAUCUUCAAGCCUACCUGCCCCCCAGAGAGGCAGAGAAAGUCCCAUUUUCUCUGAGCCUGAAAGAGGCACAUAUCCUUUUUAUCCUGGCACAAAGCUUAGUCCAGUAAAUGUUCAGUCUUUAAAACCUUAUCACUUCCACUCUGCUGUGAUGCAUCUGGAGUACUACUGUUACAAAAAUAACAUGGCAUUCCCUGAAUACUAUUUGUUUUCAGCUAAUGGGCAGGAUGGAAAACUGCUUUUGAUUUAUAAGGUUGUACUUCCAAGUGUUGCUAACAGUUCUCAGAGCUACUUCAUACCUGACAGGUUAUGCACCUCAUUGGAAGAUGCAAAGGAGCUGGCAGCACAAGUUACAUUGUUGCAUUUAGGCUAUAAUAUUCGCCGUGGUUCAACGAAUAACUUGUCACCAGUGAACACCAUUUUGUCAGCUGGAACAGCAAAUGUAAUUUCGUAUACAUCCAGACCUUACUCCUGCUCCAACUUCUCUGGGUCACCUCCCUUGUCUCUGGCUAAAGGAAGUCACAUGGAGCAAAGACUUUAUUUCUAA
Molecule: messenger RNA, 1578 nt
Organism: Nanorana parkeri
Lineage: Eukaryota; Metazoa; Chordata; Amphibia; Anura; Dicroglossidae
Gene: RBM46
Product: RNA binding motif protein 46
Exons: 4
Coding region: 1-1578 (525 amino acids)
Cellular component (GO): nucleus
Molecular function (GO): mRNA binding
Source: RefSeq, a predicted model, not a curated record